AUGUUUGCUCGACACGGCAUACCAGAUAAGGUCAGAUCAGAUAAUGGUCCUCAGCACGCCUCUGAUAUAUUCGCAAAGUUUGCAAAAAAAGUACGACUUUGUGCACACAACAAGUAGUCCGAGAUAUCCCCAAUCGAAUGGAGAAGCCGAGCGAAUGGUACAGACUAUGAAGAAACUACUAACGAAGAGUGAUGAUCCUUACCAGGGAUUGUUGUCUUAUCGUUCAGCUCCUCUGUCAAAUGGAUAUUCUCCGGCAGAAUUACUAAUGGGUAGACAACUGAGAAGUUUUGUCCCAACCACACUAGCUACUCUUUUACCUAAACGUGUUCCCUACAGAGAUAUACAAGUCAAUGAACAAGUUCAGAGACAGAAGACAAAGGAGACAUUUGACAAACACCAGAGAGCCAAAGAAUUACCACCAUUAUUUCAAGGAGAAAAAGUUUGGAUUCCUGAUAGAACAGAGAGAGGGUCAAUUUUACAACAGUCUAAAACACCAAGAUCAUAUACAGUAGCAGCACCAUCAGGAGAAUUUCAUAGAAACAGAAGACACAUAGUCAGAGAUCAUCAACAAAAAGAACCAGUACCAGAAGAACAGAAGACUGAAAUGAAGAAAAAAGAACCAACAGAAAGUACAGUGCAACAUCCACCUUCAAUACAACCAGGUCUAACAACAACAAGAAGUGGUCGAGCUGUCAAGCCACCGCAGAAACUAGACUUAUAGUUUAAAGUUUGACUAUAUAGUGUUAGAGUUACACCAGUUUUAGAUGUUUUACAGAGCUGGGAAAGGGGGAUGUGGCAUGUGGUAUGUUAGUGUUAUGUUACCUAUGUGUAAUUAUAUAUAAUCAUCAGUGUAUUACUAUAACUAUAAUACAAAGAGUC
Corticium candelabrum is the source of this 879-nucleotide messenger RNA. RefSeq lists its product as uncharacterized. The record is from RefSeq and is a predicted model, not a curated record. Gene Ontology annotation, molecular function: nucleic acid binding. Lineage: Eukaryota; Metazoa; Porifera; Homoscleromorpha; Homosclerophorida; Plakinidae. Bases 44 to 721 code for a protein of 225 amino acids. The transcript has a single exon.